Molecule: messenger RNA, 1380 nt
Organism: Lycium ferocissimum
Lineage: Eukaryota; Viridiplantae; Streptophyta; Magnoliopsida; Solanales; Solanaceae
Product: probable UDP-arabinopyranose mutase 2
Exons: 4
Coding region: 122-1201 (359 amino acids)
Biological process (GO): plant-type cell wall biogenesis; UDP-L-arabinose metabolic process
Cellular component (GO): cytosol; Golgi apparatus
Molecular function (GO): UDP-arabinopyranose mutase activity
Source: RefSeq, a predicted model, not a curated record
GUGUGAAGUCAACAAUACUACAAGCUCUCUUUCUAUAUAAACUACAACAAAUCUCCACAAUUUCAUUACCACUUCAAAGAACCUUAUUUUUCUCAUACUUUCUUCAGAUCCAAUAGUAACAAUGGCAGCAGCAACACCAUUGUUGAAAGAUGAGCUAGAUAUAGUCAUACCAACAAUUAGAAACCUUGAUUUCUUGGAGAUGUGGAGACCAUUUUUUCAACCAUAUCAUCUUAUUAUUGUUCAAGAUGGUGACCCUUCUAAGAAAAUUCAUGUACCUGAAGGAUUUGAUUAUGAGUUAUAUAAUAGGAAUGAUAUUAACAGGAUUCUUGGUCCUAAAGCUUCUUGUAUAUCAUUUAAGGAUUCUGCUUGUAGGUGUUUUGGUUAUAUGGUGUCUAAGAAGAAGUAUAUCUACACCAUUGAUGAUGAUUGCUUCGUGGCCAAAGAUCCAUCUGGCAAAGACAUCAAUGCACUUGAGCAGCACAUAAAGAACCUCCUGUGUCCUUCCACUCCGCAUUUCUUCAACACUCUGUAUGAUCCAUACAGAGAAGGUGCAGAUUUCGUUCGUGGAUACCCUUUCAGUAUGCGUGAGGGUGCUCAAACAGCUGUUUCUCACGGCCUUUGGCUCAACAUCCCUGACUAUGAUGCACCUACUCAACUUGUUAAGCCACGUGAGAGGAACACGAGGUAUGUAGAUGCAGUCAUGACAAUUCCUAAGGGCACUUUGUUCCCCAUGUGUGGAAUGAAUUUGGCAUUCGACCGUGAGCUUAUUGGACCUGCAAUGUACUUUGGCCUCAUGGGUGAUGGUCAGCCAAUUGGUCGUUACGACGAUAUGUGGGCUGGCUGGUGCAUCAAGGUUAUAUGUGAUCAUUUGGGACUGGGUGUCAAGACUGGUCUGCCUUACAUAUGGCACAGCAAGGCAAGCAACCCUUUUGUUAACCUCAAAAAGGAGUACAAAGGCAUCUACUGGCAAGAAGAGAUCAUUCCAUUUUUCCAAUCUGCAACUCUUCCUAAAGAGUGCACAAGUGUUCAGCAGUGCUAUCUUGAACUGUCGAAACAGGUCAAGGACAAACUUUCCAAUCUAGACCCUUAUUUUGCCAAGCUAGCAGAUGCCAUGGUCACAUGGAUUGAAGCCUGGGAUGAGCUUAACCCUACCGGUGAAGGUUUGGCUAAGCCUUCCGUCGCGAAUGGCCCGGCAAAGUAGGUUAUGGUCCUUCCUUUUACAGAUUGAGUCGAGUUGAGCUGGAUUACAGUAUUUAUCUAUUUACUUGUUUAAUUUUGGUCUAGGAUGUACUUCAUUGUAGACUCUAGCUUUUGCUACUCUUGCAGAGAUUGUAUUAUUUAUUUGUUGAAUUUAAUUCCAAACUUGAGAGUUGAGGCUUU